AUAAAUAUCCUUUGCCAUACAGAUUGCAAUCCAUUAACUCAAUAAUACUGGGAAUGAAACACCGAUAGACUCAAAAAAGAGUGGCUGAAAAAUUUGUGACAGCAAAAACAGAAGAAAAAGCAAAAGAAUCGGAACUGAAAACCAAGGAGGAGCUGAAGCCCUGGGAGCAGCGCUCUGUUGUGAUCACCAUUCCUCGUUUUGACUACAACGCCUCUUCUUCUCUCCUCAGUCAUUCCCACUCCGGAUUCCUCAUCACCUGCCCCAUCAAGAGGGAGAUGAGUGCAACAAAAGAAGCCAUGUCAAUUUUUGAAAAGUAUGUCAGAUCUUUGAGUAUUCUAAAUGCUGAAGGUUCUGAAAGUUUGGAUGAGAAUAUGUCAGCUAAGAAGAGGAGAAUAUCUGUAAGUACAGAGGAGGAACUUGGCAACAGUUUGGAGAGGAAAGAUGCGGCCGAUGACUUUGGAGAACCUGUGGCUCUUUGGCUUCUUUACCUUUUGGUUCUGAGCCAGAGACUCCACAACUAGAGCAAAUUUUGCACCAGGGCAUGUCCUGCUUGGCAUGGUUAUAUUUUUUAUGGCAAGAUUGAGUGCUGUGACCGGCUUGAUUGAGAAAUUCAUCUUCACGGGCUUAAGAAGAGGGCAACGAGCAUUGAUGGUCAACUUCACUGGCCUGCUCAUCCUCCUCUUUGGAGUAUCUGUUGGCUUCACUGUUCUUCUUCCAAGAAGUUAUUAAAGAAGUAGUCAUUGGAAAAUCUUGUAAUGUUUGGUUAUAUUUAUAUAUAGUUUGGCCCAAUAUUGCAGCUAGACUAAACAUUUUGUUAGAGUAAUGAUUCCCAUGUUUGUUACAAGUGUUCUGAGUAUUUGAAUAGUUUAUUUGGUCAAAUAGUUCUUUUAAAACCUGCAUUU
Molecule: messenger RNA, 902 nt
Organism: Coffea eugenioides
Lineage: Eukaryota; Viridiplantae; Streptophyta; Magnoliopsida; Gentianales; Rubiaceae
Exons: 4
Coding region: 276-521 (81 amino acids)
Molecular function (GO): oxidoreductase activity
Source: RefSeq, a predicted model, not a curated record